AUGGAGACUCUGCUGCUGAUGAUAAUGCUGCUCUCCAGCCUCACACACACCUUUAGCCACGGCUACGACCCUGAGGAGGACAAUUGGACCAACGGCAGAGACGCAGCUGAGAUGAAGUGGUUUGAACCUGAUCUAUUGCAGACGAUGUUGAAGAGGAUGGAGAGGAGACCAGACCAGCAGCAGUUCUUUGGUCUAAUGGGCAGAAGAUCCACCGCAAAGUCACAGAUAACACGGAAACGGCAGAAGUUCCAGGCGUUUGUUGGUCUGAUGGGGAAGCGGAGUGUGGAGGGUGGGUGAAUCUGCCUGAUCUCUUCACUGUCGAUCUUCCUGCUUUUGUAUUUGAUGUUAAAAAAAAUUGGUGUAGUUGUUAAAAAUCUGUCAUAACCCCUCUUAAACAAACUCGUUGUAAAUAUUCAUUUUCUUUCAGGCUCUUUCUGACAGAACUGCGAGCAGGACAGCAUGAAUUCCACUCCCACAUUCUGUUUCAUGUUGGCACGUUUAACUGCUAUACUAGAGCCGCAGUCUUUCUGCUUAUGAAAGUGUUAAAACUGAUAAUAAAAGUGGGAAAUAAAACAUUUGGAACUGUCUGAGCUCAUCAUUAUUCCAAAAUCUCGCAGAAAUAGUUAGUUGUUUUAUUGGGAAGAAUUUGGAGGUUGAGGAAAGUUGAGAACAAGGGCUUUCUCA
Messenger RNA from Astyanax mexicanus (Mexican tetra), 684 nucleotides. RefSeq names its product protachykinin. The transcript is spliced from 4 exons. Gene Ontology annotation, biological process: tachykinin receptor signaling pathway. NCBI's taxonomy places the organism in Eukaryota, Metazoa, Chordata, Actinopteri, Characiformes, Acestrorhamphidae. The record is from RefSeq and is a predicted model, not a curated record. The coding region runs from base 1 to 297 and encodes 98 amino acids.